Molecule: messenger RNA, 1592 nt
Organism: Odocoileus virginianus texanus
Lineage: Eukaryota; Metazoa; Chordata; Mammalia; Artiodactyla; Cervidae
Source: RefSeq, a predicted model, not a curated record
AUGAAGUGGGCUUCCUCCCUCCAGGUCCUGCUCCUACUGCUGCUGGGAGCAGCCGGGACCCUGGCAUCUGAAGGUAAGGAAGCCGCAGAAACCCCCUGUGCCUACCCCUCCAUAACCCCGCUCCCCGGCUCCUCGUCGAGGUUUGCCGGGGCGGGGCGGGUGGAGCAAGACCCAGGGAAGGUCUUGGAUCCGGAGUCUGUAGGGGGCCAUGUUGGUACAGACCCCCGGGUGGUUGGGCAGGGCACAGCCCUUGUUCCAGCGUCCCACAACCACGGGGACCCCACGCCCAGACUUCGCACAAGUCUCACCUCGGGCUCUAAGAGAGAGGGCGGCGGGGAUGAGCGCUCCUGGGCUGGAGGGGGAGCUGGUUUAUUUAGACCUAGCGCCCCGUCACGCAGGAAGGCGCUGCCCGCUGAGUACCGCGUGCGCCUCGGGGCGCUGCACCUGGGUCCCAGCUCGCCCCCUGCUCUCCUGGCGCCCGUGCGGAGGGUGCUGCUGCCCCCGGACUACUCGGAGGACGGGGCCCGCGGGGACCUGGCGUUGCUGCUGCUGCGCCGCCCAGCACCCCUGAGCACCCGAGUCCAGCCCGUCUGCCUGCCCGAGCCUGGGGCCCGCCCACCUCCUGGCACACCCUGCUGGGUCACUGGCUGGGGCAGCCUUCGCCCAGGAGUGCCGCUCCCGGAGUGGCGACCCUUGCAGGGAGUGAGGGUGCCACUGCUGGACGCUCGCACCUGUGACCACCUCUACCACCAGGGCACCAACGUGCCCCGGGUCGAGCACAUAGUACUGCCAGGGAGCCUGUGCGCCGGCUACGUUGGGGGCCAGAAGGAUGCCUGCCAGGGUGACUCUGGAGGACCCCUGGUCUGCAUGAAGUCUGGGCGCUGGGUCCUGGUGGGUGUGGUGAGCUGGGGCAAGGGCUGUGCCCUGCCCAACCGUCCAGGGGUCUAUACCAAUGUGGCCACCUACAGCCCUUGGAUUCAGGCUCACCUCAACAUCUGAUGCAGUGACUGACCUGAAGCCAGACUCUGGGGACCCUCGGCUGCCCAGUCUGUCUGGGGACCGACACAUCCCUCACCCUUCUGACCGAAGGCUCAGAGGCCUGAUAAAGCCAAGGAGCCACCCAUCCAUCCAUUCGUCUGUCUGUCCCCGGCAUCCUCCAUGGAGCUCACCAAAUGCAAGUUGCCAACCCUCCUCUAGGAGCCUCCCGUGUGUCUAGGGGUCUCACAUGCCCUCUGUUCCCUUCCUGCUGUUAUUCACCCGCCCUGAACUCCAGCCAAGGCACCCAGAGACAGGCAAGUGAGUCAGUGCUGGGUCUGGUCUGUGUGCCUCUCUUUUCCGGAAGGAGUCAGAGAGAUUCAAACGUGACCAGGACCCAACCCCAAGGAGACGAUCGUCCUUUGCUAGCUUUGAAGGUGGAGGGGCCACAUAGCGAGGAGCCGAGGGUGGCCCCUGGCAGACAGCCAGUGGGAAGAGGAGCGCCUCGGCACAACAGCUGCACGGGACCAAAUUUGGCCAAUAACCUGAACAGGCUUGGAGGCCAACAACUCCUCCCCCAGCCUGCGGACCAGAGACCUGACAGUCUAUUCCCUUGA